AUGGCAAAACAUUCCAACAACGCAUCUACUAAAUCCAUGCAAGAAAUAUGUGGUCUGCGAAAUCUAGGUAAUACUUGUUUUAUGAAUGGAAUUCUCCAAUGCCUCAACAGUACGUUUCCAUUGAUUGACGCCGUUCGUCAAUCAAGCUUUCUCAGAAACAGUGGACGCCUAUCGAAAUCGUUUGCAAACUUAGUAGAAGAUUUAAAAAAUCCAAAAUCUUCACCGGUAGAUCCUAGCUCUUUCAAAGCGGCUGUUGGAAAAUAUACUACAAAAUUUCUCGGCUAUGAACAGCAAGACUCACACGAAUUACUGACUGUGGUUUUGGAGGCGUUGAUCGAAGAAACGAUCAAUGCCAAUGAUCGUUCCAUCAUCUCAGAUCUCUUCGAAGGCCAAAUGCAAUAUACCAUAAAAUGUUUACAGCCUGGUUGCAGUUACGAAAAGGUGGAUACCGAUCCGUUCUAUACUCUGUCACUAUUUAUUGAAGAUAAAACAGAAAAUCGAUCCUCUACAAAAAGGGAUUCACGAGUGCUUCACGUUCGUUAUAUCAAUCUUGAGGGUCAUGUACAAAUACGUGACAUUUCGUUUUCCAGCAAUGAUACAAUCAAAUUACUCGAUGACAAACUUCAACCAUCACCAAACUGUUGUUAUAAUAAUGCUGUUCUACGUUUUGCAGAUCGGAUUUCGACGCAUUCUGGUUUUAUUCAUCCUCCAACAGUGAUUCGAGUUCCGAAAAAUUGUAAUGAUCGUCGUAGUAUCGCCAAAACAAUCGAAAAGCAUUUGAAGAAUCUUUUAGAUUUAGGGAAUUAUACCAAGGAUAUUUCUGGAGACAUUAAAGUUACUUCAGAAUCUCACAUAUGCAUUUUCGAAAGCAACAUUACCGUUUGGUGCGAUAAAGAAGAUUUCAAACAUUCAAAACUUUUGAAAAAAUCACUUAUUCAAGAAACUACAUAUGUCACAGCUAGUUCCUGGUAUCCAGAAAUGAGCAGUAGCAGCACAACACUUGAGCAGUGUCUUUCCAAUAUAGCUGUUCGCGAAUAUUUGUCGCCCUCUAGUGUGUGGUGUUGUUCGCAAUGUGGACGAACGAGUAAUGCUUCGAAACAAAAUCGUCUCGUCUCAACUCCACCAGUUCUUGUCAUUCAGCUUAAACGAUUUCAUUUCAAUUAUUCUACAACUACCAAAGUAGAGAGGCUAGUUAAAUAUCCACUAGAACUUGAUAUGAACCCCUUUUUGUUAUUACCAAGACGCGAGAAGCGUCCUGUUACCAUGUAUGAUUUGGUCGGCGUAUGCUUGCAUUCAGGUACGCGAGCAAACGGCCAUACAACAGCUUAUGUGAAACGCUCGAUUUCUGGUCAAUGGUAUUACUGUGAUGAUUCUUACACCUGCCCUAUAUCAAAAAACGAAGUGAUCGAAAGAAAUACACGCGAUGCAUAUAUUCUUUUCUAUGUAAGACGCUCAAGCACCUAA
This is a messenger RNA of Rotaria socialis, 1464 nucleotides long. The record is from the annotation of a GenBank genome assembly. Lineage: Eukaryota; Metazoa; Rotifera; Eurotatoria; Philodinida; Philodinidae.